GCCGCGGGCGGGAGCCGCCUGCCGCAAGGACGGGGUGACUCGGGCCGCCGCCGGGAGCCGCCCUCCUUCCGCGGGGCGCGGGCAGCGGAGCCGCAGUGCGAGCCGCGGCGAGAUCUGUGAACAACAACUUCUUCACAUAAAUUGAAAAAAGUGAAGAAGAGAUGGCCAGUUCAGCACGAGAACAUCUGCUAUUUGUGCGGCGUCGCAACCCGCAGCUCCGGUAUACUCUAAGCCCAGAGAAUCUGCAGAGUUUGGCAUCUCAGGGCACCAUGGCUGAGAACAUGAAUUUGCAGCGUGCCAACAGUGACACUGACUUAGUGACCUCAGAUAGCAGGUCUAGUUUGACAGCCAGCAUGUAUGAAUACACCUUGGGGCAAUCUCAGAACCUCAUAAUUUUCUGGGAUAUUAAGGAAGAAGUUGAUCCAACUGACUGGAUAGGACUUUAUCACAUAGAUGAGAACUCUCCAGCCAAUUUCUGGGAUUCCAAGAAUCGGGGAGUGACUGGCACUCAAAAAGGACAAAUUGUAUGGCGAAUUGAACCUGGUCCCUAUUUUAUGGAAUCUGAAAUAAAGAUCUGUUUUAAGUACUACCAUGGUGUUAGUGGAGCCCUCCGAGCUACUACUCCAUGUAUCACUGUGAAAAACCCUGCUGUGAUGAUGGGAGUAGAAGGCACAGAGGAAGGUGCUUCUGGAGCCCAGCAUUCUCGGAAGUUAGUCAGCUUUACACUAUCAGAUAUUAGAGCAGUUGGACUUAAAAAAGGCAUGUUCUUCAACCCCGAUCCUUAUUUAAAGAUGUCCAUCCAGCCGGGCAAGAAAAGUACAUUUCCUACAUUUGCUCAUCAUGGUCAGGAAAGAAGAUCGACUAUCAUCAGUAACACAACUAACCCUGUUUGGCACAGAGAGAAAUAUUCUUUUGUUGCACUUCUAACAGAUGUCCUGGAAAUUGAAGUUAAAGACAAAUUUGCCAAGAGUCGACCAAUCAUCAAACGCUUUCUUGGGAAGUUAACUAUACCAGUUCAGAGACUGUUGGAGAGGCAUGCAAUUGGUGACCAGAUUCUCAGCUAUAAUCUCGGUAGAAGGCUGCCAGCAGAUCACGUAAGUGGAUAUCUCCAGUUCAAAGUGGAAAUCACAUCUUCAGUUCAUGAAGAUGCUUCGCCAGAAACAGUUGGCACUUUGCUAGGAGUGAACUCUGUAAAUGGAGACUUGGGCAGCCCUUCUGAUGAUGAGGACAUGCCAGCAGGACAUCACGAUACUUCCACGGUGUGUUCCAACGGUCCAGUCCUUGAGGACUCUUCUGGAGAAACAAUCCAGAGGCAUCCUUUAAGGACUAGUACAACACUAGAAACAGAUCAGGAUGAAUUAACCUCUGGUGCUUCAAGAUCGUCACCUACAAGAGGUCGCCAGGACUCACUGAAUGACUACCUGGAUGCAAUAGAACACAAUAAUCAUCCCAGACCUGGAACGUCUGCCUGUGGCGAGCGUCCUCGUGGAGCCUCUCCAAAACUGAGGAGUAGCUUCCCUACUGACACAAGACUUAAUGCAAUGCUUCACAUUGACUCAGAUGAGGAGGAGCACGAGCUACAUCAGGACCUGGGUUUCCCAUCUUCCUUGGAAGAUGAUGGUGGCUUAGUAAUGCUUAAUGGUGCUACUAGAAAUGUUGAAAGAAAUGGCUUAAGUAACUCAUCAGAUCAGGUAACACAAGGGCCUGCAGAGAAUGAAAAUGUUUCAGCCUCUGAAGCUCCUUUGCCCUCAACUGAUGACCAGCCAGAGAGCCUCCCGGAGCUUCCACCAUCACAGUUAGUUGAAGGUGAAAGCCUGCAAGGUUCUCAGAGUGAAACACCGGCAGAGCAGGCUGGCAAUGACUCUUACGCUGUGCAGGAGGCAGAGCAACCUCCCAGUAGUACAGACACAGGAGCUGCUGAUGCUGCUGCUGGGAGCAGAAGGGGUGUUAGUGAAACAGAAUCUAUUGAUCAAGGGUCUGAACCUUCCCAGCUGUCAUCAGAAACUGAGCAGAGCGAUCCUGCUCGCACAGAAAGUGUCAGUGAGGCUAGCACCCGGCAGGAAGGGGAGAGUGAUGUGGAAGGGGCAGACAGCUCCUGUAAUGAAAGUAUAACUGUGCGGCGUUCUUCAGUUGAAAUGCGCUCUUCUUUUGAAAGUGCCAGGUUUCCUGAGACUCCAGCGUUUUCUUCUCAGGAAGAAGAAGAGGGAGCUUGUGCCGCUGAUGUGCCCAGGACUGAGCCAGUUGCUGAAACACAGGACUCUCCAAGUACUUCUGGUUCUUUGCCUGCAGUACAGUUACCUCAGGAGGAAGUACAGGAGGCUGAGGGAGGUGAAUUACAAGACCAAGAGGAUGCAGAAGAAGUCUGGCAAAGAAGAAGAAGCCUGCAGGCAGCAGCUGCUAAUAGCCAGUCUCAGGAUGAAGAAACAGAAGGAGCCCGAGCACCUUGUGAGGGUGCCACAGCAGAGGUUGAAGGAGCUACUGGAGGUGCUCAAGCCAAUGGCCAUCAGCCCUUAAGGUCACUGCCUUCAGUACGUCAGGAUGUUAGCCGGUACCAGCGAGUGGAUGAGGCACUACCACCAAACUGGGAGGCUCGAAUUGACAGCCAUGGACGGAUAUUUUAUGUUGAUCACGUGAACAGGACAACAACUUGGCAGCGACCCACAGCCCCUCCAGCCCCACAGAUUCUCCAGAGAUCAAAUUCCAUACAGCAAAUGGAACAGCUGAAUCGCCGGUAUCAGAGCAUCCGCCGAACAAUGACUAAUGACAGGCCUGAAGAACAUACAAGUGCAGUGGAUGGAGCUGGAGAGGAAACUGACUUUCACCAUUCUAAUGCAGAUUUUCGAAGAGAGAAUGUGCUGCCUCACUCUACCUCCAGAUCCAGGCUUACUCUGUUGCUCCAGUCUCCCCCUGUGAAAUUUCUUAUCAGCCCAGAGUUCUUCACAGUGCUGCAUUCUAACCCUAGUGCCUACCGCAUGUUUACAAACAACACGUGUCUGAAGCACAUGAUCACCAAAGUCCGGCGGGACACCCACCAUUUUGAGCGCUACCAGCAUAAUCGUGAUUUGGUGGGCUUCCUAAACAUGUUUGCUAACAAACAGCUGGAGCUGCCAAGAGGUUGGGAAAUGAAACAUGACCAUCAGGGCAAGGCUUUCUUUGUUGAUCACAAUUCCCGCACGACCACGUUCAUUGACCCUCGGCUUCCCUUGCAGAGCAGCAGGCCUACCAGUGCUUUAGUCCAUCGGCAGCACUUAACUAGGCAACGCAGCCACAGUGCUGGUGAGGUUGGAGAGGACUCUCGUCAUGCAGGACCACCAGUUCUACCAAGACCAUCUAGUACAUUCAAUACAGUCAGCAGAGCUCAGUACCAGGAUGUGGUUCCAGUGGCUUACAAUGACAAGAUUGUUGCAUUUCUGCGGCAGCCCAACAUCUUUGAAAUUCUACAGGAGCGUCAACCAGAUCUUACCAGGAAUCAUUCACUCAGGGAGAAGAUCCAGUUCAUCCGGACAGAGGGAACGCCUGGCUUGGUGCGUUUAUCCAGUGAUGCAGACCUUGUCAUGUUACUCAGCUUGUUUGAAGAGGAGAUAAUGUCAUAUGUGCCGCCACAUGCCUUACUUCAUCCCAGUUAUUGCCAGUCCCCAAGAGGUUCACCAGUGUCCUCACCCCAGAACUCUCCAGGUACUCAGCGUGCCAAUGCCCGAGCUCCAGCUCCUUACAAAAGAGAUUUUGAAGCCAAGCUGAGGAACUUCUACAGAAAGUUGGAGACUAAAGGAUACGGACAAGGCCCAGGGAAAUUGAAAUUAAUAAUCAGGAGAGAUCACUUGCUUGAAGAUGCCUUCAACCAGAUUAUGGGUUACUCAAGAAAAGACUUGCAGAGAAAUAAACUCUAUGUCACAUUUGUUGGGGAAGAAGGGUUGGACUACAGUGGACCUUCAAGGGAAUUUUUUUUCCUGGUGUCUAGAGAGCUCUUCAAUCCAUAUUAUGGUUUAUUUGAAUAUUCAGCCAACGAUACCUAUACAGUACAAAUAAGUCCCAUGUCUGCUUUUGUAGACAAUCACCAUGAGUGGUUCAGGUUUAGUGGUCGAAUCCUUGGUCUUGCUCUGAUACACCAAUAUUUGCUAGAUGCCUUCUUUACACGACCCUUUUAUAAAGCCCUCCUCCGAAUACUCUGUGAUUUGAGUGACCUAGAAUACCUUGAUGAGGAGUUUCACCAGAGUUUGCAGUGGAUGAAAGACAAUGAUAUACAUGAUAUCCUGGAUCUCACAUUUACUGUAAAUGAAGAAGUUUUUGGGCAGAUCACAGAACGGGAAUUAAAGCCAGGGGGUGCCAACAUUCCAGUCACAGAAAAAAACAAGAAAGAAUAUAUAGAAAGAAUGGUAAAAUGGAGAAUUGAGAGAGGAGUUGUACAACAGACAGAAAGUCUAGUUCGGGGUUUCUAUGAGGUGGUUGAUGCAAGGCUUGUGUCUGUAUUUGAUGCAAGAGAACUGGAACUGGUUAUAGCUGGAACAGCAGAAAUUGACUUGAGUGACUGGAGAAAUAAUACAGAAUACAGAGGAGGUUAUCAUGACAAUCACAUCGUAAUUCGGUGGUUCUGGGCUGCUGUGGAAAGAUUCAACAAUGAACAACGACUAAGACUUCUGCAGUUUGUUACAGGCACAUCCAGCAUACCUUAUGAAGGCUUUGCCUCUCUAAGGGGAAGCAAUGGGCCAAGAAGGUUCUGCGUAGAGAAGUGGGGGAAGAUCACAGCCCUUCCAAGGGCUCACACUUGUUUCAAUCGUCUGGACCUUCCCCCUUAUCCAUCAUUUUCUAUGCUGUAUGAAAAACUGUUGACUGCAGUAGAAGAGACAAGUACUUUUGGACUUGAGUGAUACACAAACCACAGUGCCCAGCUCUUUGAACUUUUGUGGACCUGACUUCUCAAAGAAAAAAUGAAGAUUUGUAUUGGAUUUCAGAUUGACAUUCCGAUAAUGAGGUUCCAUGAAGGAGCUUAUGAAGCAAUUAAAAACCUUGUAAUAGUGGCAGAAUUCUCUACAGUGAAUCUGGAGUGUGCCUGAAGUGCAGGGAAAGCCAAGUCUUGCAACCCACGCUUUUUCAGGAUAAUCAAACUUCCUACGAUUUGUUGUGAGCAAACAAGAAAUGCGUGAUCCCAUGUUGUGGUCAGCCUGGCUACUGCAAAACUGACAUGUACCUGAAAACUGGAUUUCACCAAAGUUGAUGGAUAGAAAAUUCAAGUCAAAAUGUGAAAUCAUUCAGGCCCCACCUACACAGUAAAUCAAUGAAAAAUCAUACAAUAUAGUUUUUUGGUUUUUGGUUUUUUUUUUUUUUUAGUAUAUUCAUGAAGGUACAUUACUUAAUGCCAUGUGUUAUAACAGCAUAUCCAGUACUUGAUAAACCUAAGACUACGAGUGCCUGCAUGAGGUGCACCACAGAGUUCAAGUUCCUGGGGCAGAAGUGAAUUGGAAGUAAAGUCAGCGAAGGAUGAAACAACAGUGGCUUGCAUUAAGGAGGUUUGUGAAAAUGUGUUUGCCAGUGGUGUGUAUGACAAAAGAUGAGCUAUUAUAAUGAACUGAAUAACUUAAUAGGACUGAUUUUAUGAUUUAUACUGCAUGGAAACUAUUUUAAGAAGAAACUAGCAAUUUAUCACAGCAUAUCAGGAAAAAAAAUCCUAACACGGUGACUUCUGUUUAUUUUUAUAGGUUCAUUAUAUUAUGUUUCUUAGAGUGUAAACAGGAAACAAGCAAACUAAAAUGCUCUUUCUGUUUUUGUCACGUUCCAUGCUUGAACAGACAUUCUGCUGGUGUUUAUUCUUUAAGCACUCUCAAGGGAAAAAAAUGCCUUUUAUUUUUAUAAGAGUAAAAAAUUCCCAGAAAUAUUUUGCACUGAAUGUACCAAAGUUGAAGGGACAUUAUGAUCUGACUGACAGCAAACUGCAUCACUAUCAAGUAUCUAUAAAAACACUUAGGAACCAGGCUUUCUUCACGGUGCCGUGUCUAUAGAUAUCAGGACUGUGCACAUAAGUAAUAAUUUUAUAAUACUAUAUGUGAUAUUGUAAUAUGCAUUUAUUUUAAAUGCAGCUGGAUCAUUUUUUCAUGCAUUGGAUUACUUAAUGCAGUGGAGUUUAGUACAGACAUUUCAUACGGUCCCCACAACUUUUUAUUUGUACAGCACCACAGAACACUAGCUUAUGUGGAAAUCCACGAGUAACCUACUGUAAGGUGAGCUACUGGUCAUAAUGCCACUGUUGCAUAUCAGUGAACUCCCACAAGAUGUAAACUGUUCCUUAGUCUUGCAUUUUCACUGAUAGUUUUCUUGCAUUUUCACUGAUAAAUAGUUUUCUUAUCAAAUGUUAUUUGAAAGAGUUUUUAUAGCCUAUCAGACACUGCAUGGACACCAAUUUCUUUAUGCUUAAUUUUGCUGAAAUACACAAGGCUUGCUUGCAUCUAUUUUUGGUACUUUCCUCCAGAUGGUUUUGUGGAACACUAAUGCAGCUGCGCACCCUUUCUCAUGCAGCUGCUGCUACACAGUGCAUCCACAUUGUUUAAAUUCCAGGAAGUUGCACUUGGAUACUGGAUGACAAGAACAUGAAUCUAGUUUUGCGCUAGCACUCGUGAUAGUGCCGAAGCACAGCACGCUGUUUUGUGAGAAAAGUAGCCUCUGAGGUAAACUUAACUUUCCUGCUUUGGAGACUCUGGAAAGGGCAUCUCAGGGAGGUAUCCUGCUUGGUCCUGGGGAAAUGUUUUUCCAUGGAUGCGAACGUCACUAGAGGUGUUGUCAGCAAAGACUGCUGUUCCGCCCUCCAAGUUGGAAAUGUAUGUGCAGCCACGCAGCAAAGAUUGAGGAAACCCUUUAAGCUUCCUGAGCAAACAUUACAUGUGCAAAGGAAAACCCAGUUGCAAAAUCAGAGUGAAAGCCUUCUUUGAUUUCAGGAAUAAUUGAGCUUCUGCAUGCCAUUUGGGACUCCAUUAGCCAAGUAACAUAGGCUUUCUUGCACUACUUCUGGCUGGCAUGAAAUAGCAAAGAGAAAUCCAACCACGUCUCCCUACUUUUAGACAUAUAUUUAACAAUCUUUGCUAAAUUGCAUGUCACGGAUGCUAACGUGCAUCUUUUUUCAGAGUACAGAUAAGCAGUAGGCAGGUCACUCCAGCAUUGCUUGUGUUUCCUGUGAUCCAUUCACUGAGUAGCUAAAACUCCAGAGCUCAAAGCAGAACACAACUUUUGCUUGGUUGAAGGACUGAAGAAUUUUGUUUUUACAGUACUGUGUUAUCUGUGGUCUAAAAAAGAGAUUUCCCAGGUGGAAACUGUAUCUAAACGUUUUGAACCAGAAACCUAUAAUAUUUGGCACAAAGUAAGUUUAUACUAGUCUGCCUUUAAAUUAUGCUUUUGUACAAAUCAAGAACAAUAAAUGCAUCUUGUCAAUUUUUAUUUAAAUAUAUUUUCUGCACACAUUUGUUCGGUAUUUAGAGAUACACAACUGAAAGUAGUCACGAUGAUCCAUUAUUCUGUAAAGAUGUGACAGGAUCAGCAUCGCAGCAGCUGUCAAAAAAAUCUGGAAUCCAUGUAGCAUUAAGACCUGGAGAGACUGAGGAGAAGCUCCUUCUUGCUCUUUUGCUGCCAGCACUGCCUGGAGGACUGUCAAAAAAUGUUAUUUGAAAGUUAGCUGCCCAAGUACAGCUACGCAUGCUGCCUCGAGCACACCACGCGUGAUGAUAUAGGCAGUGUUCCUGCUCUGAAGAGAUUAGUAGGGAAGAUGUAUAGAAAAUGAAGUCUGGGCUCUCUGAGAUCCCCACGUCUCUUGGUUGCUGAGUGGAAUUUCUCCCUUCAGUGUGGGAAGCCAUUUCCAUUGAACACAUCCCAUGCGGAAGCCAACUUCCAUGUCCUCCAGAUGGCUACAGCUGGUGACCACAGUGCUUUAGUUAUGCAGUCCUGUGGCAGGCAGAAGGGUCUGCAGGAUGGAGAAAAGUGAAAAAGCAUUUCUGAAAGCCUUGCGUCUCCUCAGAGAUUUUGCACGGUGCUAAGAAGCUUUCCACGUAGGGAGGAAAAAAGCUUGUCUCCAGGAAGUAGGCAAAAGAUUCCCUUCAGCUACUGUGUGAUGAAAACUUGUGCAGGCUUCACCUGCAGCAUCUCCAUUGGGCAGGAAGUCUGGCUGGAGAAGCACCCACAAAAGUUGGAGUGAGGUGCCCAUGAGGUGCUCUGCUUGCUGGAAAGCUGAGCCAUGCAUUGCUAGCCAAAAAGCAUCUGGCAGGCCCUUGUCUGCUGUGUGGCACACAGCACCCCAGGGACCAUGCCAGUCUUCCUCUGCAGUGUGCUCAUGCCAAGUUUCAGCCCCCAGCAAGCCAAGGUAUUCUCUGUGUGCCUUGUUCUACCUCUCAUUAGCUUAGCCAGAACGCUCCUGAAUAUGCUGGGAAAGCUCAUAAUCAUUGAACUGAUGCAGCGUUGUGCCUACUGGAGCAAGCAGUACAGAGUCUGCAAGCCAGAAGUAACAUCAGCUUUCAGUCACAGCAGGUAGGAGAGUGCCAUCUGUUACGUAGGUAGCACCACCAGCAAGUUGCAGGUAUCUAUUGAAAGUAUUAUUUCAGUCCAAAAUAAAAUCCAGUUUAACACAGUUCUGCUGGUUGGAAACAAACCUUUUCCCCACCCUGCUGUCCUGCUGUUUUUCUUUGGUAUUCAUCAAAUAUUUGCCCUCCACCCCUUCCCCCCCCUUUUUUUUUUCUUUUAAAAUAAUUGUGCUUGUCUGUGUUGUGAGCCUAUCAUAAAAAGGCGAUAAUGUUUAGAGAGCAUCUAGGGUGAAAUCUAUCUAUUUAUGCUGCGUUCCUUGUAAUCUUCAGGGAAACUAAAAGUCGAGGCAGCAGUGUGCUGGCAGCACAUCAGAUGAAGUUUCUGGCAUGAGAAACUGAGUUUCUGCCAGAGCAGCAGACUGGCAUUUUGCUUAGUUUAAAAUUAUAGGAAAGGAAACAAUUUUGAGGCUUCCUAUGUAUUUUUAUUUUUUAUUUUUUUUAAGUCUCAACAACAACAAAAGCUUCCUUCAGAAGCAUUAGCAGCGGUAUCAUCUGGUUACUAAAUGCAGUCGCAGCAGGGCUCAUUGCAGAUGUUAACUGAGUUAUUCCAGUGUGAACUGCAGAGGUUUAUGGAGAUAUCUGCAAGUACACGGUCUGUGGACUGAGGCAAUCAUUCAUAAAAGAGGAAUCUGUGGUAGCUGUGUUUGAAUAACCUGUGUAUCUUCCUUACCUAUAGCAUAAAGCAAGUUAAUUACUUUCAGCAAUUGAAACAUAUUUGUAUUCAAUUAUACUAGCAGUUAUGUUUCUCUUGCCACUGAUUUUUUUUGCGGGCUCAGGGGAUAAUUUAUUCUUGUUAGCACUAAUGGGUAUUAAUAAGCAUGAUCUCCAGUCACAAGAUUAUAAACUUAACCUUAAAAGUGUUACAGUUAACCUUGAAAUAAUAAUACUCAACCACUGCUCUCAUUUUCCCCUCUCAUCUCUUCCUCCUUUAGGCAAGCAUGUUGAACUCCAAGUGAAAUUUCAGAGUAAUUGCUCAAACCUGGCUUGUUAAACUGUUUGCUUCUUGGCCUUACUAUGCAGCCAGAAAGAACUGCAGAAGUGUUAGGGGUUAACUAGCUCACUGCAAGUAAAAAACCUUCAAAAUGUUAUUAGCAUGAUCACAGUGGCUGCUAUGGGACUAGUCUAGCCUUUUGCUUAAAUAUUUUGCAAUAAAAAAGAAUGUAAAGUGUUAAAGUUGAAAUUCAUUGCUUUCAGGAACAGUAAAUAUACAUUAGGUAAAUAGUGGUUUGGGGGGAGAACUUUCAUGUAAAUCCAACAAGAGUAAAAGCCUUAUUAUGACCCAUGCUGACUAAUACGCAAAACUGUCAAGCUGACCAUAUAAACACACAGUUUUCACAGUGUGUUUUGGUUUAAUUUUUGCAUUUCUUUCAAAUAGAUCAUUAGCUUCACAGUGCUCAGUUCAGAUUCAUGCAUACGUACUGGAUUUCUAAUAUUUCAAAUGCUCAUUGCUAUGAAAAGAGUUUUAUUAAAACAUUUCUAGUGCUUUUAAAAUAAUUUUACUGUUAAAAAAAGUAUUUUUGGGGUUAAAACUUCAUUUAGGGCUCUGCUUUGCUCACAGCUGCAUUAUGCUAUAGGAAUUUUAAGGUGUUUUAAACUCAUGAUUAAUUUGAGAGUUCUUUUUAAAAACAGUGGCAUUGUAAUGAGUCGAUUGGCACUACUUGGAUUCCUCCUGACCACAUGUGAAAGGAUGACAGUCAAGGAUUCCUCUGGAAUGGUACAGCCCACUGCAGUAUCUGUAUGUAUUAAAAAUGCAUAGCCUGAGGACUAUGUGAAAGAAGUACUUCACUCAUUAACUAGUCUCCUAAACUGAUAAUUGGAAUCUUGAACUUACUUCCUUUACGUGUCAAAUGCAGUCAGAGUACAUUGCAAAUGUAAUCUGUAAGGAACAAAUUAAUGAUAGAUGUAUUCCUAUAAAUCUUUUAAAGAUGCGGUGAAGGUGAAAGGGAGCCAAGCUGUGUUUCUUCCAGACCUUCAUUUCUUAAAAAACAAACUAAACUAACAAAUAAUGAAAAUUAUGGUUUUUUUCCUUAAAAAACAAAAAUACAAGAAAAAACAACUUCCAAAAAUGUAUCUAUCAGCCCCUACUAGAAAAGCCCUGUCUUACACAGAGGGCUUUUACUAAGCGUUCAGGAGGUACAUUGUUCUACUAAUUUAACAGUUUUUGGCUAGUAGCUACAUGACCAGUUUUUAAAUGUAUUGUCCUACAAAGCUCCACAAGACUCUGGUCUCCUUUAUGUUAGGCUGCUUUCCAAAAGUUGGCUGCCCUCUCCCUUUUGCAGUUUAUCCUACGUCACUCUGAGACAGGGCAGCUGGUCAGCAUUUGACUGCAACUGUAUCGGAGUUGCAGAAUGAGAUUCUGGUGGUGGUUUAUUUUUCCAUUCAGAAUUGGAUCAGUCUCUUUGCAUGAACAGCCAGCCCCCUUCAGUCCAAAUUGUUGGUGGGAUCAUAGUUCCUCUCGCAUUGUGAAUGACUGAAGAAAAAAGAUCUCUUAAUGCCAUAUGUAGAAUCACAGGAUCUCCUGUGUUGGAAAGGACCCACAAGGACCACUGGGUCCAACCCCUGGCUCCACACAGAAGUCAAACCCCAUGUCUGAGCACACUGUCCAAACACAUCCUGAGCUCAGGCAGCUCAGGGCUGUGCCCGCUGCCCUGGGCAGCCUGUUCCGUGCCCACCACCCUCUGGGGCAGGACCUUUCCCUAAUUCCUAGCUGAGCCUCCCCUGACACAGCUCCAUGCCAUGUCACUGUCACCAGGGACAGGAGAUCAGCGCUGGUCCUCCAUUCCCUGUGAGGAGAUGCAGCCGCCAUGAGGCUCCCCUCAGCUCCUCUGCUCUGGGCUGAACAAGCCAAUGGACCUCAGCUGCUCUUCACACACCUUGUCCUCAGACCCUUCCCCAUCUUUGUUGCCUGUCUAAUGCUGACAGUCUUAUUUACUUUUAGUACUGUGGGUGCCCAAACCCGCACCCAGUGCUGGAGGUGAGGCUGCACAGCACAGAGCCCUUUCCCCUGCCCUGUGGCAGCGCUGGGCCAGGUGUCCCUUAAAAGUAGUUGGCUGUUUUGGCUCCAGGCACACUGCUGCCAUCACCUGCCAUCAGCCAGCACCCCCAGAUUCUUUUCUGUGGAGCAGCUCUUCAGCUUUUGUCCUCCCAUCUGUACGUGUAUCCAGGGUUGCCCCAUCCCAGCUGCAAAAUCCAGGACAUGACCUUGUUGAACUUCACACUUGGUAAUUCCCCAGCCCUCUGAUGUGUCCAAAUCUCUCUGCAAACCUUCUGCCCUUGAGGGAGUCAACAGCUCCUCCCAGUUUAGCAUUGUCCAUAUAUUUACUUAGAAUACCUUAAAGUAUGAAAGAAAACCUUCAUCCAAGUCAUGCUUUUUGGAAACCAGAGAGUUGAUUACAUAUCCAAGGGUCAAACAUCUUUUGACUUUGGGUUUAUGGAGUUCAUUAUGAGGCAGUAGUUUUUCCUAGCAAUAUAUUCUAUCACCAGAAAAGCCCCAAUCCAGUGGUCUGCUUCAUGCCGUUGGCUGGAAGCACGAGCCCUCACAGGGACUCAGGUGAGUACGGAUCCAGAGAUCAGUGCAGCAGGGAUUAUUUAUCAUAGUAAGUCUGUGCCUUCCACAAAUGAAGGCUUUGUCAUACUGCCCUUCAACUGGUUUCAUCCUUAAGAUAUUCCAUGUUUCCAUUGCUUGCGAUAUAAGCAUCUCCUCACGUA
Tympanuchus pallidicinctus (lesser prairie-chicken) is the source of this 12260-nucleotide messenger RNA. RefSeq names its product HECT, C2 and WW domain containing E3 ubiquitin protein ligase 2 (gene HECW2). Gene Ontology annotation, biological process: regulation of dendrite morphogenesis. The transcript is spliced from 29 exons. The record is from RefSeq and is a predicted model, not a curated record. Bases 162 to 4865 code for a protein of 1567 amino acids. NCBI's taxonomy places the organism in Eukaryota, Metazoa, Chordata, Aves, Galliformes, Phasianidae. Gene Ontology annotation, molecular function: ubiquitin-protein transferase activity; protein binding.